AUGUCUUCCUUUGAGACCCAGAGCCAGUCUCCUCCUCGAUGUGGUCCACAGUUCCCCAACCUCGGUCAGGAGCCCCCUGAACUCAGCAUGUAUGGUGACUGCUACUACCCUCCUCCCUCACUGCCGAGUCCGCAGCGAACCACCCCAUCCUCCUAUGACCUCAGCGACUAUGCCUCGUCUUCCCCGAACCCAUAUCUGUGGUUCAACAGCUCCGGGAUCAACACACCAUCCUACCUGUCUACAACCGUGCCGCCUGGUAAUCCAGGCCCUCCCUUUGUUCCUCAACACUAUGGCAUGCAGAGGCCUUACCUAGGUCCACCUGGGGCUGGAGGACCAGGAGGGGAACUAAAUUGGUUUUCUCUCCCCUCACAAGAAGAUCUGAUGAAGCUGGUCAGGCCCCCUUACUCCUAUUCUGCUCUCAUCGCCAUGGCUAUCCACGGGGCACCAGACAAGAGACUGACGCUGAGUCAGAUUUACCAGUAUGUGGCUGACAACUUCCCUUUCUAUAACAAGAGCAAAGCAGGCUGGCAGAAUUCCAUAAGACACAACCUCUCCCUUAACGACUGCUUCAAAAAAGUACCAAGAGAUGAGGACGAUCCAGGUAAAGGUAACUACUGGACUCUUGACCCAAACUGUGAAAAGAUGUUUGACAAUGGGAACUUCCGCCGCAAAAGGAAGAGAAAGUCUGACUCCCUAUCCGCUGGUGAUGGCAGUUCAGGGGCUCCAGAGUCGGGGGACAGUGAGAGGGGCAGCCCCAAGCACCCUGCCCUUAACAUGUCCCCGGCACCUGACAGGGUUCCCUCCCCUUCCAUCACAGGCUCCACACCGUGUCUGAACAGCUUCUUCGCUGAGAUGUCUACAGUUACUCCUGGAUCGACAAAUGAGGUGGGGGUCGAUGGGUUGAGCAGGCCGUCGCAGAUUAACCUCGCUCUGGAUGGGCCUCAUAGAACCCCACAGCCAGGAAGCUUUAGCAGCUACUCUCCCGGCUCAGCUGGCCCAGAGUGGGUACCACAAGUACAAGCCCCACCUGUGCACACCUCCUCACCCACUCAUUCUUCUCUGGGCUACUCAAACCCGAUCCUGAGCCAGUACAGUGGGUCAGCUGGGCAUUUCUAUCCCACGCUGAGCUCCACAGGAAUCAUCUAUCAUCGUGAAGGAACAGAGGUUUGA
Messenger RNA from Menidia menidia (Atlantic silverside), 1170 nucleotides. The record is from the annotation of a GenBank genome assembly. Lineage: Eukaryota; Metazoa; Chordata; Actinopteri; Atheriniformes; Atherinopsidae.